CUCAGAGCCAUCCCAGGAUUCCUGGGAUUUCUGAGUCACUCAGUUUGAUGCAAGAGAGGCAGGUCUCCUAGCUCCUUGUGAGGAGCAGACAAGCCUGGGGAAGACUGACAGUAAGGGAGUCUGGGUGACAAAGUAGGACCUUGGAACCCUGCUUCCAGCCUCUCUUCUGGCUUUCUGGUUACUGGGCCCACUUUCCAAGCUCCUCCUAGGAAGAGGGGUCUGAAUCUGCAAUCCUGUCAGAAUCCCUCCCUUUGGUCCACCACCUCUCUCUCCCUAGUAGGGGGAGCCUACUAGACAGACAUCAUGUUAUUGGGGAGGGCACGAGGGUCUCCUGGGUGGCAAGCUGAUUCUCUGAGCCCCUCACCCAGCCCCAACCUUGCUGGGUUUUGGCAGUGUUCCCCUUUUGGCUCUUACCACCUCUUGAAACACACCCCCUUUACCCCAAGGCCUUGCUGGACUCCUGCCCAACUGGGUAAAUGCUCAUGGGUUCUGGGCCCCUAGGUACCAUACCAGCAUGGUCCAUCACUUGGACAGCACUCCACAUUCUUCCUCAAGAUGUAGCAUGCACCCAGCUUCCUUGGCUUCCCUGGGACUGAAGGCCCAUUUGGAAGAUGGGAAGUUCCAGCUCUUUCUGAGGAGGCCUGGUCUCCUGACUCCCUUCAGGGGUGGGGUGCCGAAGGUAGCUUUGGGUUUCCACCCACUGGUAGCUCUAUUUGCAUCUUUCAGGGCAAGGCCUGGGCUGGUUGCCUGUGCUAGCCCCUCCUCCCAGCCACUGUAGGGACCACCUUGCUGAGUAUCCACCCUAGGCCUGAACCCUCAUGAGGUCCCUAGUUCUGCCAACUGGGACAUCUCUAUGGAUGGGAAGAAGGCCUUGAGGGCACAGUGUCACAAGCCCUGGGCUAGGUUGGUCUGUAGUGUGACCUGAGCCUGGCCUGACUCCUAGCUCAACCAAGCUGCCAGUGACUCAGAAGGGUGGGGGUGGGAAGAGACACGGGUAUAAGGAGAAGCCAAGACGCCAUCAUUGUCCUCACCCUGACAACAUGCGGCUUCUCGGCGGACUCCUGAUGGCCAUGGUUUUGAGCCUGGUGCUAGCUACAGCCCAGGGGAUGCAGUGCCACCGGUGCAAAGGCUUUGGAGGAUGUUCCCAUGUGUUCAGCUGUUCAGGAAGCGCCACACACUGCGUCACUAUUGCCACACGGACCCCUAUCAGCUUUACAGACCUGCCUCUGGUAACCAAGAUGUGCUACAGAGGCUGCCCUGAAGUCUCCAGCCUGGGCUUGGGUCCACACGUGUCUGUUGCCUGCUGCCAGUCCAGUCUCUGCAACCAUGACUGAGCAACUCCUCCACUUCCAGCCAGCCUGACAAUGCCUCUUCCUCAGCCAGGCCUGGCCCUGAAGUCCCUCACAGCCAGGCCAGCUCACAUGGCUCCAAACCCACACUUCUUUAUGAAGUCUUGCCCACAUCCACCUCAGUAUAAGCUGGAAGCCCUCCCUGCAAGAUACCUUCCCAUUCCUGACAACUGCCCCAAUAAAAUGUGACCAACUCAUAUGGCAUGAGCUGUCCAGUGAGAGGAAAGGUCACACUAGGCAUGGGCCACAGGACAGCCAGUUCAGGCAACACCUUACCCUUACCACCUCUUUCCAGUUAUGGCCUCAUCACCCCAAUCACUCCCAAACUUCCUCCCAACCCACCUUCACCCACUGCCAGCCCUUCCAGCCCCCAGCC
Fukomys damarensis (Damara mole-rat) is the source of this 1725-nucleotide messenger RNA. RefSeq names its product secreted Ly-6/uPAR domain-containing protein 2. Bases 1041 to 1334 code for a protein of 97 amino acids. NCBI's taxonomy places the organism in Eukaryota, Metazoa, Chordata, Mammalia, Rodentia, Bathyergidae. The transcript is spliced from 3 exons. The record is from RefSeq and is a predicted model, not a curated record. Gene Ontology annotation, molecular function: acetylcholine receptor inhibitor activity.